AUGUUUGUACUUAUAGCAGAACACCUCAAGAAACACCAGCGGAAACCCACAGGGAAGAAAUCUCACUGCUGCUCUGACUGUGGGAAGAUAUUCAACUCUUCUACAGACCUUAAAAGACAUAUGAGAAUCCAUACAGGAGAGAAACCGUAUAGCUGUAAUCAAUGUGGGAAGAGUUUUACUUACGCAAGCUGCCUGAAGGUACAUUUGAGAACACACACUGGAGAGAAACCGUAUAGCUGCGAUCAAUGUGGGGAGAGUUAUACUACAUCUACCAGUCUGACUAUACACCAGAGAACACACACAGGAGAGAAACCUUAUAGCUGUGAUCAAUGUGGGAAGAGUGUUACUACAUCUAGCCAUCUGACUAUACACCAGAGAAUACACACAGGAGAGAAGCCUUAUAGCUGUGAUCAAUGUGGGAAGAGUUUUACUUCAUCUACCAGUCUGACUAUACACCAGAGAACACACACAGGAGAGAAACCUUAUAGCUGUGAUCAAUGUGGGAAGAGUUUUACUAAAUCAAGCACCCUGAUGGCACAUUUGAGAACGCACACUAGAGAGAAACCUUAUAGCUGUGAUCAAUGUGGGAAGAGUUUUAGUCGAUCAAGCAACCUGAUGGCACAUUUGAGAACACACACUAGAGAGAAACCUUAUAGCUGUGAUCAAUGUGGGAAGAGUUUUAGUGAUUCAAGCAACCUGAAGGUACAUUUGAGAACACACACUGGAGAGAAACCUUAUAGCUGUGAUCAAUGUGGCAAGAGAUACGCUGGUAAAAGAACUCUGAUUAAACAUCAGAAAGUACAUACAUGAAGGAGUUGUUU
Molecule: messenger RNA, 821 nt
Organism: Coregonus clupeaformis (lake whitefish)
Lineage: Eukaryota; Metazoa; Chordata; Actinopteri; Salmoniformes; Salmonidae
Product: zinc finger protein 239-like
Exons: 2
Coding region: 1-810 (269 amino acids)
Biological process (GO): regulation of transcription by RNA polymerase II
Molecular function (GO): DNA-binding transcription factor activity, RNA polymerase II-specific; RNA polymerase II cis-regulatory region sequence-specific DNA binding
Source: RefSeq, a predicted model, not a curated record